This is a messenger RNA of Didymosphaeria variabile, 1311 nucleotides long. RefSeq lists its product as uncharacterized. The transcript is spliced from 3 exons. The coding region runs from base 1 to 1311 and encodes 436 amino acids. NCBI's taxonomy places the organism in Eukaryota, Fungi, Ascomycota, Dothideomycetes, Pleosporales, Didymosphaeriaceae. The record is from RefSeq and is a predicted model, not a curated record.
AUGAUUCCUUUUACGAGCGGUCCAAAAACACCACCGCGCGUUGGCGAGACCACAGGAGGCCAGCUCUCGCCUCCUUCGACUGCCUGCAAAUCACCCGCUACACCGCAGCAGUGGAGAGGCACUGCCGCUGACCAGCUGCUUACGCCUCCAUUAACAGGCAAGACUGUCCGAUUCUUGGAAGACGACGACUCGCGAACGAAGAACAAAUGUCGUCUCGAUCGCAACAAACAGGACGAAUCUGCGCUCGCCGAAUAUGCCGAUUUGGAUGAUCUUGGCGAUCUCAGCGAUAUCUCCAUCUUGGACGAAACUCCUGCUGCUUCGAACCCUCCUUCACCGACGCAAGAUCCAGUCAGCUCACAGCCUCUCCGUCCCGUCAUCAGGGACGAUGCAGCCGUCAACGCGCAGCCCAAAGCUUUGGGCGAUACGACCUUAACCUCUACCGAAAACACCAUCACUGUGCCGUUCCCAUUUCUGGAACUUCCUCUGAGCAUCCGCAAGAAUAUCUACUCAAUGCUCCUCGUGGUCCCGGGCUUGGUCUGCGUCCGCCAAAACCACACUUCCUACCAUAACGAAGAGAAAGCUUUCCUCUACGCAGAAGCCCGCUUGCUGCUUCCCAGAAUCGCCUACGCGCUGCCUCAGAUCACGGUCGGCGGCUUCAAGGUCCGGUUCUCGCGCUUUCGAUAUGCGAAUGCGGCAAUCUUGCGCGUGUCGAAGGAGGUACUUGCGGAGGCCAGGGCGGUGAUGUAUGGGGAAAAUAACUUUGAAAUCAUCUGUCCGAACCUUGAAAUGAGUCCUCCACCGGACUACAAGAUCCCGCUCUUUCCCCGCGGGUGCGCGCGCCAUGUGCGGAGCUUAAGCAUUCGGGUGCGUGCCUUGUAUCCGCUCAAGUGGCUUCUGAACGGCGGUUAUGGCGACAUAAAGAACGCGUACCGCGGGCUUGAGAUGUUAAUCAUUGUUUUUGAGAUGGAGAGUGCAGCGAAAGGCGUGGGCAAGGUGCUAGGUAAAGGAGAGGAUGAGAAAUGGGUUGCGUACGUUACUCGCCUCCACACGCACCUCAACGCGGCCCUCUUCGGCUCCUCUCUGUCGCGACCUCUCCACCCCUGCCAUCUCCCAUGCUGGAUCCACUUCCGCGUCCUUUUUGAUGGCGAGGCUUAUGACGACUUCACUGAGCCCACCACGCACAGCAUCAAUGUCGGCCCGGCAUCUGACAACACGAGCCUCACUGAUGCAGCCAAAGAGCGGUUCAGAAGGUACCACCUGAAGCGUGGGUUGCCCGAGGCUUUUGAAAUGUGCAAAAGGGGUGGGCGCUGA